AAAGAAGGAAAAAAAGGUAAUAAUAAAAAAAAACUUCAAGCGAACACAGGAGAAAACCCUAACUUCAACGGGAACCCACCCAAUCCACCACAGAUCGAUCUCAAAAGAGCACAAAAACAAAAUAGCAAAAAGGUCCCAAAAUCAGAUUCUCUUAUAAGAUUCCAGGUUUCGGCUUUUAGAAUGUAAAUGUGCUAAAGAAAGUUUAUUACGUUACCUCCAUCCCCCACCCAACAGUAAUGUCAAGCGACAGGCGAGAAGGUCAACAAGAGACGACGACAACUGUGGACGGUAAUAACGGAUCCAAUUCUCACCAGACGGCUUCUGCUAUUACGACGGUUUCGUGCCGUAGACUGAGGAUGAACCCUAACAACGAGCUAAGGCCGGACAAUUACGAGGAUCUGAAGCUCGAUUUCCCUAAUCCUGUUUACAAGAAUCUGGAGAAGUACUUGCCUCCGGACUUGCUUGUCUCCGACAGGGAAGAGAAAGUGAGGUUCAUGACUGACAUUAUGCACAGCCAUUGCCCUAGUGCAGAGCGUUCCAGGGCUCAGAGGCACAGUGACUAUAGGAGUAAGAUAGUAUCAAACUAUCAGCCACUUCACAGGGAGCUGUAUAAUCUGUUUCCCAGAUUAUGUUUCGUUCCCUCUUUCCUAAAGUCGGUUAAUGACAAUACAGAGGAUAGCUUCAGAAGCAUCAUAUCUGAACCGUCUCCUGGUGUUUUUGUCUUUGACAUGCUCCUCCCUAGCUUCUGCGAGAUGAUGCUUGCCGAGGUAGACAAUUUUGAGAAGUGGGUGGCUGAGACAAAAUUCCGAAUCAUGAGGCCGAACACCAUGAAUAAAUACGGCGCUGUGCUUGAUGACUUUGGCCUCGAUAACAUGCUUGACAAACUCAUGGAUUCUUUUAUACGUCCCAUUUCCAAAGUGUUCUUCAAUGAUGUUGGUGGAGCAAGUCUGGAUUCUCACCAUGGGUUUGUUGUUGAGUAUGGUGAAGAUAGGGAUGUUGAUUUAGGCUUUCAUGUGGAUGAUUCAGAAGUAACUCUGAAUGUUUGUUUGGGUAGCCAAUUCGUGGGAGGGGAGUUGUUUUUCCGAGGCACACGGUGUGAGAAACAUGUUAACACAGCGACUAAGUCAGAUGAGAUAUUUGAUUAUUGUCAUGUACCGGGGCAAGCUGUACUUCACCGUGGCCGCCACCGCCAUGGUGCAAGAGCCACAACAUCUGGACACAGGGUCAACAUGGUUCUGUGGUGCAGAAGCUCUGCGUUUAGAGAGCUUAAACGACUUCAGAGGGACUUCUCGAGCUGGUGCGGAGAGUGUUCUUGUGAAAGGAAAGAGGAGAGAGCACGGACGUUUGAUGCUAUAAGAAAGAAAUAUGUUAAAGCAGUGCGUGCACCCCAGGCUUGAAGAAACAAACUAGUAAGAUAAUAAUCAGAAGCUUAUAUUGGAUGACUUUAGAACUUGAGAUCAAGCCUUGUUAGAAUUGCUCUUGUUUUAUGGUGACUUAAAACUUGAGCCUAUGUAGAAAUCAUUUUAAGGUAAAUGGCUUUCGGUUUUAUCUUUCAUCAACUCUUUGAUAACUAUGUACAUGAAAUCUAGUUUCAACUUCAAAUUUACCAUAUGGAGUUGUAUUGUUAUCUGAUACUUUUUUUUAGUUUUUAGUAUAAGGAACCUUUUAAAGAAUUUAUGUUCUCUAA
Messenger RNA from Raphanus sativus (radish), 1687 nucleotides. Its product is annotated as 2-oxoglutarate and iron-dependent oxygenase domain-containing protein CP2. The transcript is spliced from 9 exons. Bases 237 to 1397 code for a protein of 386 amino acids. NCBI's taxonomy places the organism in Eukaryota, Viridiplantae, Streptophyta, Magnoliopsida, Brassicales, Brassicaceae. Gene Ontology annotation, molecular function: iron ion binding; oxidoreductase activity, acting on paired donors, with incorporation or reduction of molecular oxygen; L-ascorbic acid binding. The record is from RefSeq and is a predicted model, not a curated record.